Molecule: messenger RNA, 721 nt
Organism: Coccidioides immitis RS
Lineage: Eukaryota; Fungi; Ascomycota; Eurotiomycetes; Onygenales; Onygenaceae
Product: death-on-curing family protein
Exons: 1
Coding region: 20-478 (152 amino acids)
Molecular function (GO): kinase activity
Source: RefSeq, a predicted model, not a curated record
GAACCCUCGUUCCCACGAGAUGGCUACUAGAACCAUCCGCUUCUUGACACCGUCACAAGUUCAAACUCUUCAUCUGAAAUUCAUCACUUCCGGCCGCGCCGCAACCCAACCAGCCAUGCUCGAGUCCGCGAUCCAUUCGCCAAUCAAUCUAAAGCACUACGGGCAGCAAGAAGACCUGUUCCAGCUUGCUGCGAACCUCGCGGAAAAGAUUAUGAAAAAUCAUGCUUUCAUGGACGGAAACAAGCGCACGGCCCUCGUGGCCGCGGAUAUGUUUCUGAAGAUCAACGGGCAUUAUCUUCAAAAAGUGCCAUUCGCCGAAGACGCGCACAACAAGGCCCUGGCAGAUGCUCAUGUCGCCGUUGUCACCAACCGGAUGAAUGCUGAAGAGUUGGGAAGAUACUACAAAUCCGUGGCAGCCCCGCUAAUCGAACUCACUCCUGAAAUAGUUCAGUACAGGGACCAAUCAGCCGAAUACUAGCUCUCUAAUUUACCGGCUAUUUAUCUCGUGGGCUGUUGCGGUUUGGAAAACAUUACCUGGGUCCUGCGAUCAUGGUCUCGAUCCUUUCAAUCUUUGCAUAUUUAUGAAGAGGGAAAGCUCUAGGUGAUUUCGGAUAUUUGUUCAACUAUGUUGUGCGAGCUAUUGUUAUGAUAUUGAGUGUAUUUUAUAUAAAGAAAUUUGUCCUAUUUCCUUUGAGAGGGAAGAGAGUGGACUUAACACAGG